Danio aesculapii is the source of this 380-nucleotide messenger RNA. RefSeq names its product NADH dehydrogenase [ubiquinone] 1 beta subcomplex subunit 1-like. Bases 91 to 267 code for a protein of 58 amino acids. Gene Ontology annotation, cellular component: mitochondrion. NCBI's taxonomy places the organism in Eukaryota, Metazoa, Chordata, Actinopteri, Cypriniformes, Danionidae. The record is from RefSeq and is a predicted model, not a curated record. The transcript has 3 exons.
GUGCCUCCCUUCAAACUAUUGACAUAUGGUGCAGCCCAAAGCCCUCUCACCCUUCUGCUAAUGCUGCUGUGCUAGCACUCUCAAGGCAUCAUGGUGAAGUUUGCAGCGUUUGUUCGUGAGCACUGGGUCAAUAUCCUGGUGCCCAUGGGUUUCGUCAUGGGUAUUUAUCUGGACCGGUGGAAUGACCAGAAACUCACGGCGUUCAGGAACAAGAGCGCUUUAUACAGCAGGGAGCUGAAGCCCGGUGAGGAGUACACCUGGAAGUGAGGCUCCGCCACUGAUAUUUAUUGGAUCUGAUUCCCACCAUGUGUAUAUUGUCUGUCCAGCGACUGUGUCUGAUUGCAAACAUGCUGCAAUAAAUUGUCAGUUUAGUUCUGUAA